Messenger RNA from Drosophila busckii, 3429 nucleotides. RefSeq names its product dual specificity protein kinase pyk3. Lineage: Eukaryota; Metazoa; Arthropoda; Insecta; Diptera; Drosophilidae. The transcript has 21 exons. The record is from RefSeq and is a predicted model, not a curated record. Gene Ontology annotation, molecular function: MAP kinase kinase kinase activity; magnesium ion binding; ATP binding. The coding region runs from base 40 to 3369 and encodes 1109 amino acids. Gene Ontology annotation, biological process: protein phosphorylation; positive regulation of canonical NF-kappaB signal transduction; JNK cascade.
CGUCAGCGCGUUCAGUAAUGCUUCAAAAAGGCAAUCAUAAUGGAUAAACACAAUAACUUGGAUCAAAUUAAACGAAUAGACAAAAUUGUGUAUGGUUCUUACGGUUUUAAUCCAUUUCCAUUGGCGGGCAAACAUCAAUACAAGCUAAGAAUCAUAUGUGCUGACAAAAAUCUCGAAUCAAAGUCUGACGAUCAGUGUAUUUUUUUCCCAGAGUUCCGUUCUGGAAUAUCUGUAUUCGAUUUAUUGCACAAAGAUGUUGAACACGAAUACACGGUAGAGGCGGCACUACAUUGGAUGCAUCAGUUAACUGAGGCUCUCAUAUAUAUAACUGCAAUUGAUUCGUUCAUUGUUGAAUUAAACGUUAAAAAUCUAAUGCUCUCUACGAGCCUCCAAUGGAUCAAGUUGAGUGGCUUUUUUAUAACUUGCAAUGAAGAAAGUUUAUCAAACUCCAGCAUACACUGGUCACUGAUAGAGCUAGUCGAUGACUAUAAUUCUCAUACUGCUAAAAUCGUAUAUGAUAUUGGUAUUGUAUUAUGGGAGCUCAUGACACGAAAGAUUUUUCGUAAGGUUAAGUCAAAAGAAAAGAGUUUCGAGGCUGACGGAGUUAUGCAGGAGCAAAUUGCCGGCAACCCCUGCCCACCACUUGAUGAUAUUGUGUUCUCCCACUCCACGCCAAUUAAAGAGUUAAUAGCACAUUGUUGUCAGGAGUUGCCGCAAUUCAGACCUACACUGAGUAAAUUAAAAUCGAUGCUCGAAUCUUUAUUGGCCGAAAAGGACUAUUCAAUGGAUUGGAUGGAUAUUAAUCAUUACCUACUAAUGCAUCAGGUUAUUCGACCUGGCGCACUUAAAGAUUUUACGUCAAUUGAUCAAAAGAUCUUCGGAGUAGAAUCGAUAUCCUGUCCUGGAUCAUUUAAUGCUGUUUGGCGAAAUCAGAUUGUUGUAAUCAAAUCAGAAUUUGUAUCUACCCAUAAGAUAAAGAUUUUAAAAGAUGUGAAGGAACAUACAAAGCUAAAUCACCCAAACAUUGUAAAAAUAUUUGGCGUUGCUUUUGAAAAGUCAGUACGUUAUCUAAUAACAGAGUAUCCAAAAGGUAUUACACUUCAUAGUUAUUUGCAUGAUGAGAGGCAGCGAAAGUAUGAUGACAAGAUGGCGUUAAUCUGGAUGGGGCAUGCUGCUGAGGCCAUAUCGUAUCUGCAUCGGAGGAAGCCACAUCCAAUAAUUUAUCGAAAUCUACACCCCGAAAAUAUGAUCCUCUGCGAUGAUUAUAAAGUCUUAAAAAUCAGCGAUUCUUUCAGUUUUUCCGAUUAUUGUUUUACCAAUCAGAAACUUUCAAAACUUGUCGUAUAUGCUGCUCCAGAGGUUUUUGAUGCCAAUAAUUUUUCUACUAAAAGCGAUAUUUAUAGCUUUGGUAUAAUUUUUUGGGAGGUAUUGACACGCAAGAGACCCUACGAUCAAUUACUCUUGACCUUAGAGAAACUCAUUGAACAUAUUCGGGAAGGCGAACGACCUGCGAUUGGAGAUAUACCAUUUAAAUUAAUAAACUGGAAACCCUUGAUAAAAAACUGUUGGCAUGAGGAUAUCAAAAAGCGUGGCUCAAUGAAAAAAUUGGCACAUGCUCUGCGGGAUCCCGGGAUGCUUAACCUGGUAUUUGACCCCGACAGACUAAAUUCUUUGGAUAUAGGUCUGCGCGAUGUUGUUGGUAAAGGCAACUUUAGUGUUGUGCAUGCAGCCAAAUGGCGUGAUACGUUAGUCGCAGUUAAAGUGAAGCAACUUGAUUACUGGACUUACUCUACAACUGAGAGUCUGUGGGAUGUGUAUCAACUUUUGGAACAUGAAAAUAUUUUAAGAAUUUUCGGUUAUUGCCAUGAUGGUAUCAAUGUGAACUUAUUAAUGGAAUAUGCUGAGUGUGGAUCCUUGCACAAUUACUUACAUGAUGAGAAGCAUUUGCCCUAUACAAUUACGAGGGCUUUCGAUUGGAUGCAUCAAUGUAUUAAGGGACUUCUUUUUUUAUAUAACAAAGAAUUUAAGCCACGGAUAAAGGGUAAUUUGAAGCCCCACUCAUGUCUGCUGACAAACAACUAUCAUACAUUAAAGAUAGGCGGCAUUGAUUUCUUGGAUGAGCCAGUGACUGAUUUGAUCACAGAAAACCAUCCGUUCUUUUAUAUCGCGCCUGAGCUUUUUCAAGGGGAGGAGUUCACUGAAAUGUGCGACAUAUAUAGUUUCGGAAUUAUGUUCUGGGAGGUGAUGGCCCGAAAGCAACCAUUUUAUCACAUGCAAAAGCAUGAGAAGAAUAUGAUUAAAUCAAAGAUACUUCAUGGAGAGCGCCCACUUCUGCAGGAUAUUAAAUCGUUUGAGUUGGAUCAUAUCGAAUCCAUUAUCACAUUAUGUUGGGAUCCAGUUCAAACAAUGCGUGUUUGUCUGCAAGAAGUGGAUUCUUUACUUUCUGAAACAAAAUUAAAAGAUGAGUGGUCUGAUAUAGUAUAUAUAGGCAAUAUAAAUUUAGGCAAGAUUGUUGGAGAAGGCGCAUUUGGUAUUGUUUACAAAGGAAAUUGGUGUGAAAAAGAAGUCGCCGUAAAAACAUUUAAAAAUAUUAAAGGACACAUGGAAACCCUUUCAAGCUGUGUUAUGGAUUUUAAAAAAGAAGUAAAGCAGCUUUCUCGUGCGGAUCACAUUAAUAUUAUUCAACUUUAUGGCGUAACAUUUGAUAGAGACUCUGCAUAUUUGAUUAUGGAGUACGCUGAAUGUGGAUCCUUGCACAACUAUCUGUAUGGAAGAGAGCAGAGGGUAUAUUAUGCGUCCACAGUGUUCAACUGGAUGACUCAGUGUAGUUAUGGCAUUACAUAUUUGCACAAUAUGAAGCCUAAACCACUGAUCCAUCGUGAUUUAAAGCCUCACAAUUGUCUCUUGAAAGAUGACUAUGUGCAGUUAAAGAUUGGGGACUUUGGGACUGUGACCGAAGCGACAUCUGCGAUGAGCAGCAUGGUUGGCACACCUGCGUAUAUUGCACCAGAGGUGCUAAAUGGAAAUAAAUAUACAGAGCAGUGCGAUAUAUUUAGCUUUGGUGUGAUGCUGUGGGAGACAUUUACACGCAAGAAACCCUAUUAUCAUUUGGAAAAUCCCAAUCGGCUUUCAAUUAUACAUCUUUCUUCCCAAGGACAACGGCCCCUAUUGAGUGAUAUAACAUUUCCGCACUUCGAGAAGAUAAUUAAACUUAUUGAAUGCUGCUGGCAUCAGGAUCCACUAAAACGUCCAAAAAUUCAAGAAGUAGAUGACAUACUUUCGUCGUACAUUAAUAAGGAAGCCUUAGCAUUCUUUAUUCAAGACUCAUGUGCUAUUAAGAGUGAUAUAAAGAAGAAAGAUACCGACUGAAUGUUGCGUUAAUUAACCUACUUAUAAAUUUAAUAUAAGUAAGUUUGUGUGUAUUUUUCA